Messenger RNA from Aspergillus oryzae RIB40, 1293 nucleotides. RefSeq lists its product as uncharacterized. The coding region runs from base 1 to 1293 and encodes 430 amino acids. The transcript has 3 exons. Gene Ontology annotation, molecular function: ATP binding; protein kinase activity. Gene Ontology annotation, biological process: protein phosphorylation. Lineage: Eukaryota; Fungi; Ascomycota; Eurotiomycetes; Eurotiales; Aspergillaceae. The record is from RefSeq and is a predicted model, not a curated record.
AUGGAGCCUGUUUCAUUUGCAUUCGGAGCUGUGUCGUUUCUAGAGCGUCUCUCUGGCUUCGACAGAGCGAUUGCCCGCGUUGCCGAUCCCGCCCGACUCAGAUACGCUGUACGGGCCAAAACAGCCCUGGUGGCGAUCAUUGAUGACCUUGAAAGAUGGCAAAGGGCUUUUGACCCGUCGUGGUUCUUCUUGGCCCGGAUCUCAGUGCCGCUGAUUGAUGAGGAGCUCACAAGAGAGAGAGCGGAUCAAAGUGACGUCGUCUCGACAGUCGUGCAUCUACGCCAGGCUCACAAAACCAACCGCACUGACUCCGAGCCCCUUAACUCGAUGUUCCUGAGCGGGAAUUAUGCGAUCGACAAGCAGGAACUUAUCACAUCUUCCGUGUUUAUGGGCUAUCACGCAGACCAGAAGAUUAUUGUCGACCAUAUCCCCCUUAAAGAGUACAUGGAUGUGACCCAAACUACCAAGGAUGUCCGCAGCCUCGUUCGGGUUCUCUCAACCGUAGGCCCAGACCAUUUCGGCCUUCUCUCAGCUCUGGGUGUUAUCAAAACCACGGAAAAGGAGACGCUCACCGGCUUCAACAUUAUCUUCGCCGUUCCACCGCACCUCUCUCAAAGUCAGCCAAGAAGCCUGCGCUCCGUUCUCACAGCCGGCAACGAAUAUAAUCUCGAUGAAAGGUUCAAACUGGCCAUCUCUCUUGCUUGCUCUCUAGUCUAUCUCCAUUCCUCUUCCAUCAUCCAUAAAAAUAUCUCUCCCGAGAACAUCAUCCUCUUCCCUACGCCGGGAAGGUUGGGUGUCCCGUUCCUCGUCGGUUUCGAGCGCUUUCGCCCAUCCGAAGGCCGAACAUAUAUGACCGGUGACGCUAAGUGGGAGCGCAACCUCUAUCGUCAUCCCCGUCGGCAAGGCCUACACCCAGAAGAGGAGUAUAGCAUGCAGCAUGAUAUCUAUAGUCUUGGCGUCUGCCUAUUGGAGGUUGGGUUGUGGACUUCAUUUGUCCAGUAUAAAGGAUCUCGGCCCUUACUGGGACCUGGACUACCCAUUGGCGAAUUCCUGUGUGACCGGGACGGGCGGCGGUCCGCAGUGCAGAUCAAACAGACUUUACUUGAAAUUGCUGAGAGCCGUUUGCCGGUUUUAAUGGGUAAAAUUUAUGCAAACGUAGUGGUUUCUUGCCUAACCUGUUUGGAUCGGGACGGGAGUUUCGGAGAUAAGGCAGAGUUGGAGGAUGAGGAUGGGAUUUUGGUGGGCGUUCGAUAUAUUGAAAAGAUUGGCUCCCGGCUAUCUCAAAUUUACUAA